AUUGGACAAGGACCUAUCUCCGGGAUCCUACAGCUCUCAGCUAGUGAUAUGAAUAAGUUCACAGAAAGGAUUGAUCAAGCAGGGUUAUUAAUCUCUCGCCUGCUAUGUGUGACGUACAUACCGAUAUCAAGUUUGGUCGGAUAUGGUUCCCGAGCUCAUGGGAAUAUCCUCGGAAAACCUCAACCCCCUCUAGAUUUAAACCACCAGUGGACGUCUUACGCCAGACACCAGGUCCUUAAACUUCUCCAGGAUUACAUGGAAACUAGAGAAGAUAUCCUCAACCGAGCACAACCAAUAGAAUAAGAUCCAGUUCAAGAAGAGUAUCAAGAUGUAUAGUGUAUGGUGUAUCCUGUAUAGUCUGUCAGUAUCAGUAUCAUCUCAACAUACGUUCCUUGUUCCGGAGCAGCAGAUCUCCAGUGCAGAACAGGUAAUAUAUACAAUAAUAUAUUUCGAUUUUAAAGUAUUUACUCUAAAACCGGCGGAUUUAGACAAGAUUGCAACUCUUGUUGGUAAAUUAGAUGAAUUACUGAUAUCUGAGACUUUUCCCGCCCAUACAUCUUUAUUGAAGGUUUAUGAAGAUAUAAACCAAGAUUUAGCCAGGUUGGAUGAUGUAAAUAAUGCAACACGCAACUUUCUUGAGGAAAAGGUUGUAAAACCGGCACAGAAAUUUUGUCUUUUCACGCGUAGUAUAUUAGACGAAAAGAUCUUUAAGGAUCUUAUUGAAGGCUUUGAAUUGUUAAUUAAAGCAGCUCCGGCUAAAACUGAUUUGACGGUAGCAAAUCAACAAAGUAUCGUAUCUCCAACCUCGCUUAAAAUCUCACGAAUUUUAUUCGAUGCAAAAAGUUUAUUGAAGGACUUUUUCUCUAGUAUGGAAAAUCAGUACUUCCACUUACUAGCCAUUGCAAGAAAUGAAAUCCCAAAUUUCAUAAGUCAUAAACUUAAUGAGGGAAAUUGUGUAAAAAGUACACCCCAUGAUAAAUUUACUCUAAUCCGCAGUAAAUUUUAUUCCGAAGGAAAUUUUCUUACGAUUCAACUUACACAGGCUACAGAAGUAAAGAAUUAUUUGGUUUGGAAACCUAUCCCUUUUGCAGACUACAUUUUAGAUUGCCCAGAUUUGGUAACCCCGUUGGAAUCAAAUUCAAGUUUCUUUGAAAGAAAAUGCACGCAAUUAUUAAAUCAUAAAAAAUGCGAAAUUAUUCCUGUCUCAACGGUUUGUAUGACGUUGAUUGCGGAAAAUGACGUGAAAAAUAUCUUGAGAGAAUGCAAUAUGUUAAGAAACACAAAUUUUGAGCCCUUUUGGUCGUUAUCUGGCAUCGUGGUUCCGCGGUAUGCAAGUAUUUAUGAGCAAAAUUUAGAAAACAAGGAAAAGAAAUUGUUGCAAAUAGUAAAUCCAAACCCAUUGUUGUCUAUCAUUAUUAGAUCACCUUUGACUUUAGAAAUCGAAAACGUAGAUAAGUCUUAUAAGUUUGGUCCCUCAGGUUUCAAAAAGGAAAUUAUUUACUCCGGCAUUUCUGAACCCGAUAUUAUUGCUUUUCUGGAUCCCCUUUUUGAUUUGAAAACAAACCCUGAGAAGUACAUUAUAGUGUUACUCGCAAACUUGCUCGCAAUUGUUAUCAUAGCCUCCGGAAUAACCACGACUAUUUUUAAGACAAAAGCGACGGAAAUUACUCAAAAUUUCGCUUUGCAAAAUAAAAGAGGACAAGUACGACUUGUUGCAGUGUAGAAAACAAAUACAGAACCUCUUUUA
Molecule: messenger RNA, 1747 nt
Organism: Eurytemora carolleeae
Lineage: Eukaryota; Metazoa; Arthropoda; Copepoda; Calanoida; Temoridae
Exons: 2
Coding region: 329-1723 (464 amino acids)
Source: RefSeq, a predicted model, not a curated record